CUCGGUUCGGCUUUUGUUCGGCUAGGCUUUUUGGAGGUGCUCGCGAGCGCGUCGAGCAGUAUCGUCAUCAAACAACAAACUAACACCGCACCGAAAGACCGCGGAGACGGACCGCGACCGAAAGCGCGAGCGUGCAGCAAACAAUUUUUUCCCGGCGAUUCAGCGACAGUCCCGGUGGCGGUGGUCGAGACCGUUUUCUGUUUCUAACAGUGACGACGAGCGAUUGGAAAAAUUCUACAAUUCAAAAAUUGGGUGUGCGUGUUUUUUUUUUUGUUAUUGCUGGAAGAAAAAGAAACACAGUGAAAACCGGUGAUAAGCGUGACACAAAUUGUGACCAUUUCUAUGUAUACCGAAAACAUCAACAACAUAACGUAACCCAUCAAGUCCCCAUCCAAACCCGUCAGGAUAAUCAUACAACUUCGCUGCAAUCGGUUUGGAUCUUCUGAAGCAGAUCCAGCGAAAGCGCAUCACUUCCGGCAUCAGCGACAGAUCGAGUGCCAGCUUUUCCCCGGCCGAGCAAUCCCUGGGUCGAGCGGGAAAAACAAAAAACAACCGGGCGCGCACCGAGUGCAUACUCGGCUGAGUGAAACAAUAGAAUGUUGUGUGAGAUAGUGAGGCAGCAGUGAGAGUGAGAACGGCACGGAAGUGUGAGCAGGAAGGCAACAGCCAGAGAGCCAAACCCUGUAUCCUUGCUGGAAAAAUUCGAGCGUGAGUGUGAACAGUGGGAAGAAACCGAUCCGAAGACCAACUAGACGCUUUUCCCUGUAACCACCAGCACCAGCGGACGGGAAAGAUCUCUCCAACACGGAAAAGAGGCUUUCUCUCUUUUGCUCGGAUGCAAAACGCCGGUAAUUGCAUAAGAGCGUGAUGCGAAAAAACGUAAACCCGACCCGGUGCAACAACAGAACGGUGCAGUGCGGUGCAAAUGCAGCAGUAGUGAUUCGGUGUGCGCUGUGAGUGCAUUUUGGUGCAAGGAUCGCUCCUGCCCACGAUUCAGGGCGAAGGCCAUCGCGAGGAACGUGACUCAUCGUCGAGCGGUUCCUGUUUGGCAGUAGUGCAGUACGUUCCGGUGAAGUUGCAGGCGAAUUGAAGAAAACUGGGCAAAGGCACACCACAUAGAGAGAGAGAGAGAGAGAGAGAGAGACAGGGCUCGAGCCGCUGCUGGUUCUUGCCGCCGUGGCUUCAUCAAUCCUGGCGUGUAUUAGCGUUGCCCAGAUGCGGUGCAGUGAUGAUGGUGGAUUAGUGCAUACGCCCGAACGUGGCGGGAAGGACUGCAGUUGCAGUCGGGUACGGGCUCAGUGUUUGUGAGCAAAAGGGAAAAAAAGAAGAAAAAAGUUUACUGCGAGAUGUGAGACCGGAAGUUACGGAAGCAUCAGUUUGAGUUGACUGCAGCAAAAUUCAACACCAACCGGUACUGAUUACCCCCCUCUUUCGGCAGACGCGCAGUAGCAACGUUUUUCGGUUAAGUUCGUUUCCGCAACACUCCUACACUCGCGGAGUCGUCAUUUCGGUAUCCAAUUCGGCUGAACGUACCGGUGCAGGCAAAAGGCAAAACGAGUGAAAUUCAUCGAAAACCUUUCCCGCAAACAAAAUUCAAAGAACCGGCAAGAAAAAAACUAAAAAUUUUCCAAAAUUCAAAAAUUAAAUCAAAGAAAAAACGACGCCACAAAAUCGACGGCGACCAUCGGUGAAACAGUUCAGGAGCGCACGGAACGGUGCGGUGUGUGUUUUAGAGUGGAAGGAAAACAUCAUUGAGCAAAGGCGAGAAAAAUCGGCCUGCAAGUGCGAACAACCUAAUCCGGCAAGCGUUGUACCACCGUUUGGAAAUUGUGUUUAGUUCGAAAUUGUCCAUUUUUUAAAAUCAAUCCUCCCGUUCAUGCUCGAUUUGCGUGUGGGAGUAAUUAUUUUCAACAAAACCACAGCAUCAAAUGUUAAGUGAGUUAUCGCUGCUCAGUUAACGCAACAAAAAAACAAAACGAAUCGCAGCAAAAGAAAGUCACCAAACGGGUAACGCGUAACGCUUGCACUGCGAAAUGCAUCAGGAUCGUAGGAAAAGUGUCGUGACAUUGUGCAAAGGACUCACGCUGGCAGCAGGAUGCCGGAUUCGACUGUUACACUAAGCGGUGUCUGCAGAAUUGCUUCCGGUGGGUUGUAACACCCCGCGGGAAAUGGGAGACACGUGAGCGUGAUAUGCUAAGGGCAAAUGUGAGUGUGUAAGCGAGUGCGUGCGUGCAUUUCGGAUCAUUCGGAUCCACCUCUUUGGCGUGUUUUUGGGCGUAAAAUGUAAGAUAAAAAUUCAAAAGUUUUGUGGAGAAAAGUAAAAAUCAUUUAAAAAAGAAUAAGGAAAAGCUAAAAUAUCCCCCUCGCUGGUACGAAAUCGAAAUCAUUCUAACAUUAUCGAGCAAUACGAGCAAAAAGAAAGGACAAAGUUAGCGAGUGUGUGUGUGUGAAAUCAGGAAAACAAAACGAAGUGAACUUUCGCCCGCAGAUUAGGCGGAAAAAAGGAAAACAGGGGGAAACAAAACACCACGGAUCGCCCAUGUGAAGCGUACGGCAAAAGCGCAUAUUUUACUCAAAAUUAACACUUUCGGCCCACAAAAAAAAGGAACGAAAAUUCUUUCUCCAUUUUAAUCAUCAAUCUGUGCAAGUGAACGAAAUUACAGUCCUUUGAGUUUGAGAAGCGUGUUGUGCGUGUUUCGGGCGAUCGGGAUCGCGAAGCGCGUUGUAAAUUCAAAAGAAGUAAAAAAAAAGAGGAAGCAAACAAAAUUUUGCACAACACGCUUAAACACUUGUGCACAGCAUUUUUCGGGCCCCCCUCCCUCACGACAAAAUUUGCAAAACCCUUUCGGAGCAAAGUUUUCCGUUCGAUUACGAUUUUACGUUCGGUAAGCAAACGAGUGCGCGCGCGUUUAUCUGCCCCCGCAACGUGUGCGUGAGUGAUUCAUUGCGUGUGAGUGUGUGCAGUAGUACGUGCAGUGUGUGCAGUGAGUGUAUGUGUGUGUGUGCGCGCGGAUGCGUACGUGUGCACGGCUAGUGAAGCGUGUGCAUACUGAGUGAGUCCAGCAGCAAUCCAUUGAUCCUUUGAAAAAGUCUUGUAAGAAGAAGAAAAGCCACAUCGUACGCUAGCCACAAACAGGCUAGUCGAGAGGGAGAGAGAGUAAAAAAAAAACCCGGAAGCAUCCAGCAAAGCAUCAGGCACACACAAACGAUCGCUACAUCAUCGGACGAUAAAGAUCUCAUCGUCGAUCUGGUGGUGCUGCCCGUUAUUGCUGCGGAGAAAGAUCGUUCACGGGAUAGCAACGAGCAUCACGGCGUAAACGCGAAACGACGGCCACCGAAUCUAAUCCCUUUAAGCAAUUCAAUCCAAGACGGAGGACCUUUAGUAUCCCUCCGGUCACACGUGCGGACCAGCGUGUGCGUGUGUGAUAAAGUAUCCUUCGCGGGAAGUGUCACUGUCGGAACGCUGUGUCUACGGAAGGCAAACGGCACCAACAUGGAUCAACAACAGUACUGCCUCAAGUGGAGCAACUAUUCAUCCAACCUAGCGGCGGCCUUCUCGAACCUGUUCGAUUCUGCCACACUCACAGAUGUCACGUUGGUUUGUGGAGGGACCGUAUUUAAUGCACACAAGGUCAUACUGGCGGCAUGUUCGAAAAACUUCGCCGAUCUGUUCGAACGGGCUCCGGUUGGCACGGGACAGAUAUGCGUGAUGUUGGAGGCAACCUCGGCCGACAACAUGCACGCACUGCUCGAGUUUAUGUACAAGGGCGAAGUACACGUGUCACAGAAAGCGCUGGAAAGUUUUCUGAAAGCGGCUGAGAACUUGCAGGUCAAAGGACUCACCACAGAGCACGGACGCUUUGCGAGCGCCAAUGCCAGCCAACCGUCACAGUCACCGUUUCACGGGCCACCGAACGAUCUGCCAUCACCUGCCAUUCGCCGCCAGCAGCGCAACAGCCUCUCGUCCUCGAUGGAAUCGAUCAACCGGGCGGUAAAGCGGGAAACCGACAGUAUAAUCGCAAGCAGUGCAGGAGGUGGCGGUGGUGCGGGUGGCAAUGGAUCCAGCCACGGUAGCGGCGCCGGUGGUGCUGGCACGGGCAAUGUAAGUAGCGGUGCGGACCGAGGCAGCAGCGGCGCCCCGGACCGCACUGGUCGUGGAAGUGAUCGAGGUGAUGGCGGCGGUGGUGGUGGUGGUGGAGGGGGAGGUGGUGGUGGCGGCGGUGGCAGUACCCCGGCGUCCAGUUUCUCCCCGUACCUGCAACCGUCGUCCUAUCUGCAAGGAUCCUACGAGAACCGCAAACGAUCGCUACGAUCACCGUUCUACGAGCAUCAGGAAGCGACGCGGGACAGUGUGCUGCGGGAUGGGAAAGCGAGCGCAGGCAACGGCAGUCCGGUAAGUGGCAGCAAAAACUAUCGACCGUCCAGCAGUGGUUCUUCGGCGACACCAACGGAAGCAGACACCAUACACACGGAUCGGGAUUCACCGCAACAGUCCAACCGGUAUGAAAAUCACAGUCCCAGCACAACCCACCAUGGCCACGGUAACGGACCGGUAUCGUCAAACACAAUGGAUCGAGAGGAUCGGAACGAUCACAACGGCUCGGUGGAUCACAAAGUGAAACACGAAAGUCGGGAAGGCAAUGAGGCUGGUGCGGAAGAUUUGCGCGUCAAAAUGGAAAUGCGACCCAUCCAAUCGCCGCUCAGGUCAUCGGCACCGUCCACCCCAACCACACCGUUAGGCUUCAUCAAUGUGAAGGGUGGUUUGGAGGCGGCGAUACCGUCAGUGGAUAUGUUGGGCAUGAUCAGCACACCGCGGGAAAGCGUAACGACGGCGGACGGUUUGCUUUGCGUUCCAGGCAAAAAGCUGCAGUGUCCACUGUGCGAUCGGCAGUACGGCUACGAAACGAAUCUGCGGGCGCACAUACGCCAGCGGCAUCAGGGAAUACGUGUGCCAUGUCCGUACUGCAGCCGAACGUUUACCCGCAACAACACCGUCAGAAGGCACAUCGCCCGGGAGCACAAACAGCAAACGCAGUUUAUGCCCAGCCAGCUGCACAGCUAAGCUGCAGCGUGUUGCAGGACGUCGAAGUUUGCUGCCGCCUCCGUCUCCUCCGUCUCCUUUACUUCCUGCUCCUCCUCCAACGCGUUCCCUACUUCUCCCCCCUCCCCUUCCCAUUAGCGAGUCCCCAGUUAGACGGAUCUACCGUGUUGGCCCGUUGUUGUUCCUAUAAAUUAGUGAAAACGAAUUGUUGCAGUAUCGCAUUGUAGCCAUACCUCAGAGCCCCGUUCUUUGAACGCCAUCGCCAAAGAUAUGUUGAUGCAGCCAGCCCCAGCCGCCCUCUCACCGAUACACAGCCACAUGGGAGAACAGCUGCUGCUGCCGCAUGUUGGUGAUGGUGCUCACGUGUGACAUCAGCUGCACCUGUGUUUGAGGAAGGCAGUCAGCAGAUAACAUCAAGUUCGGAGUGCAGCCAGCUCAGCAGUGAGGUACCAACAGAUUGGCAUUCCCAGCAGCACAUCCCGCAGUGUACGAUCGUCCCAGCCUCAAUUCUAUCGAUGAAGGUGUUGUGAGUGAUGCUAACACCAAUAACGCUGUGUUCGAAGAGAGCAAUGGAUUAGAAGAAACGAAAGAUCGUAUCAGAAUAUCAUAAACAAUGACCUUUGGGGGAUGGUUUCGAUGGUUCGACCGUCACGAUGAUUGUGCGAACAGAAGUACGUACUGGUUACGUAGAUGGAUUGCAACAGGGUAUCCUAAAAGGGAAAAAGGGAAAGUCUCGCAUAACUUGAACUGGAUUGGUAGAGAGCUGAUAAAAAAGGGGAAAAUCAACGCUACGGAAAUGGGUUUCCGAACCCGAGACACACACACAACCAAUACUACAACCUUAGAACGCAAUUACAAUAUGAAAGGUAUUUCGUGAAUUGAUUAAGUCGGAAUCUUGAUUUUCUUCCUUUACAUUUGCAUUUAGCAUCAUGUUAGUAUACUGGUUAAAAAUACAGUUUUCAUUUGUCACACACAAACACAAGGCGCUAAAACACUAAACCAGCAAUCGACGGACAAUAGCUUAAUUUUUGCCAGUAUUUGGUAACUCUACAGCACUUACUUACACAUGCGGUAUGAUUGAACUCCAACGAUUCAUGCUGAUCGAAACCCAUUGCUUUAAUUUUUAACGUUAAUAUAUCAGCACAACAUUAAAUUACAAUCACCACAAGUGUCAUUAAUCAUCGAUUAUCGUGAGUGGAGCGGCAACCACCCAUCCCACUCUGAGCGACGGGGGUUUUGUAAUAGAAUCUUGCUUAUGUUUGCUACAACACAAAGCCACAACAGACAGUAACUAUAAAUCGAUACUGCUACAUACAUACAUACAUACAUAUAGAUAUAGAGAGAAUGAGGAAGGGAGUAGAGUAGCAGAAAGGUAAGAUAGGUGAUAGGUGAUUAUUAUUUUCUUUUCUUUUACCGUUUUUUGUUUGUUUUCUUAUUAAAAUUCACUAGAACACACACACAUACAACCAACCGUGCUGCAUGGGGGUUGCAUGUGGUUUUUGUUUAAUAGUAUCAGAUUUGCAUUUCCUUUCGGACUGGCGAACGCGGUUCAUUUCAAGCGCCAUGUGUGUGACAUGAUUGCUUGAGCAGCCGUUCGUUCGUUCGUUUCGCUUGAUAGUAGAGGUGCGUUCGUUUUCGGAGGUUUUUUUUCCCCUUUCCCUUCAAUAUUGGGGAAAGUGAAGUGGGGCGAGAGCGAAAGUAAGCAAGAAGCACAUACACACCUACACACAUAUAUGGAUGGCUUCAAUCAAUGUAAUAGUAUCCUAAUUUAACGAAGAAGAAGUAGAAGAAACAACGCAAUGUAGGAGUAAUGCAUACCUUUUUUUUCUAAUGAAUAAUACAAACGUACCUGCAAUGAUAAAGAAAUAGGGAAUCAGAUAUAGAGGCGAGUUGAAAUCGAUAGCUUAAUGAGAAAUAUUUAACUAUGCAUAUAUAUAUGAAAGUAUAUUUAAACAUAAUCUACAAAACAACACCCCAUACACUACUACACAUGUACUUGAAAAAGGCAGAGGUGCAAAACGGUUUGUUUUGUCGGUGGACGAGAAAAUAAUAGGGUUGCUGCAUGAUGCGGCAAGCGAACAACUCAAAAGACAUUUAAUUACCGGCCGCCAGGGCUAAGGCUGACUGCUGCCAGCUGCCGACUUGAACUCGAUCGCCGUUUAGCGAAUAACCUAAAUCGGGCAAGCAAACCGAUUCCCAGCCGGUGGUUCGCCGCCGAUGCACGGAAUCAAUCCUCUGUCCAGACAACAAUCUUCAGCAGCAGAGAGCAAAAACCUUAUGGAACAACAUGGAUGCAAUGUGGUGUGGAAACUUGGUGCCUAUCAAAUAGAGAAGAUUCUAGUUUAAAAACAAAAAACAGUACACUUACUACUAAUACAAAUACUUCUUACUACGACUCCUAAAUCCGCUAAACCUUACUAUGGUUGAACAAAACUUCCCCUUUUCUGACUUGUUAAGGUUAAUUGAAUCGUUUUUAUUCACCCGUGCUUGGGGUUUUUUUUUGUCCGCGCGCAAGUGAAUGAUCGAACGAUUUAAAUAGCAAACGUACGUAUAAUUUACCAUACCUCAAUUGCAAUAGAUAAUGGAGCCUGUGUUUUUUCUUCUAUUGAUCUCAUUUGCUAUAGCAUUACGGAUUUAGUUCACAAACAGUUCGCAAACAAUUAUUUAUCGACCACACUUUCCCGACGAAAACGGCCCAGGCUCAGAAUCUACCAGUUCCCGUUCAAGUUAUUGUGGUUAAACUCGUGCAACGCCUAGGUAUAGGAAUUGCUGUUCCGGUUUUACGGGAUAAAGUUUAUAUACCGUUUCGGUGCAUCGAUUUAACGCAGGACCUAUUUCGGCAGCCGUAGGACCAAUUAAGCAAUCCAUCUCGCACCCUUAUUCUCUUGAACCUAACCUUAUACCGGCAUGUGGCGAGGUAUGAGCCGAAGACAGUACGGCUUACAAGAACACACAGCUGAAUAUAGUGAAAACAAUAGUGAAAAACGAUAGAGGCCCAAAGCAAAAGCGGACACGAAGUUAGACAAUUGGCCGUUUAAUGAUUGGUGCAAAUGUUUAAACGAAAACCGGCGCAUUUUCACGCACAUUUUCAGCCCCGGGGUGGAGUUCCGUUACCGUUUUUGUUUUUUGUUUUUGAUUAUUUUUAUAAAUACUACCAUUUUUAACUGUUAUAAACAACAAAAGAAAAACCGAAGUUACCGCAACAUAAUAUGAAACCUGCCCGACAAGAAAGGGUUUGCGUAGAGGCAAAACAGUAAUUGAAAAGAUGCUACUUUAUCAACGUUAUCAUUAUACGGUAGUAGGUACAACGCAGAUGAGAUUUUAUUUUUCGUGUACAGACACACACACACACAUACAAUAGCUUUGUAAGAUUUAUGUUUUAUGAGUUUUCUCAGUACCGUUUUUUUUAUUCUUCUUCUGUUUUUUUAUUUCAUUUCUCCCCACACAGUUAAGGGGAGGAUUUUUUUUUCUUUCCUCCAAUGCAAAUGAACUCUCACACCCACUGGAAGAUGAAGAGAAAUGAACUUGUAAACAAACAUAUGAUGCUUCCCAUAUUUGAACCUUCCCUUGAAGUGUGACGUCAAACGCUUAACACGAAACCGAAUCCGUUAGUUCAAUUUUUAAAAAGAGAAAUCAUAUUGUUAAAACACACACAGCCACGUGCGCGAAGCAGGUGGUGCCGUCGAGAUAUUGAUAGUAGUAAUGCAAGACAAAUCGGAUUAAACCACUCUUGCACACACACACCCACCACAAAACAGGUGCGGCAGCAGGAUGCAAUGCUACCCAGCAGCAAUUAUGGUUCUUGUUAACGAAUAAUGUGUUCUGUUUCUGUUUUCCACGUGCAAACAACUACUGUUUUAGUUUUGGAAUGCACACACACCUCCUUUUGUCCAGCCCCAAAACCUCCUCCCACCCCUUGUCCUUAUAAAACUGUUAUAAAAAGAGAGUACACACAAACGGGCGAGUGAAGGCCCGGUGUAGGUGUAACAGAAAACAUAAUAUUCAAACGAGGAAUAUUUGCAAGCAAUUUACAAGAAGGUGAAAGACAACUGCCAAUUAAAACGGGUCUAUUUUAUUCCGCUACGGGGGUGCGAAAAUGCACCAACAAAUAAGAGUUUUUUUUUGUUAGUUUACAUUAAACCACAACACACUGCUAGGUAUUAAUUCCGUUUUUUGUUUUUGGUAUGACGAGAUUUGUACUUCCAUUGUUUUCUUCGUUUUCUAUUCGGUUAACCACAAUCCGUAUAAAAAACUGGUUUCUUCCAAAGCGAUAACACAGCAUAACACAAAACUCUUAAGCUAAGUCGUAAUGAUAGAAAAAACGAAGCGAAUGGAAAACCACUUUGAAACAAAACUCGAAACAUAAAACACUACUUCUAGCCUACUGGCAGCGAUACAAAAUGAGUAAAGAAAAAUACUAAACAAAAGGAAGCAAAACAAAGCAAAAAAAUAGGAAACAAACGAGCAACAUUUAAAAAUAAUAACGUAGAAAUAUUGAACACGAAUUGAAAACAAAAAGAAUGAACACUGCAAUCAACUACCUCCACGUACUGUAGCAAAUAGUGAAAUAGGGGAAUCGCGUUUAGGCAGAAGAAGACGGGGGAAAACGCCAUUUUUUAUGUUAACUUUUAAAAUAGCUCUUGAUUUUAAGCAAUAAGCACGGCCGUGUAACGGUCCUGUAACAAUAAAUAUACCUACGUACUUCUUCAAAGACAUUUACAAAUCAGGUUAAACAAAACGAAGCAAACGAUAGCGAACAGCAUAAGCCGAGCGUGAAACUGCACACUGCAGACUAGUAUCGGAUCACUGCAGCGAGCUAAUAUUAAUAAUAACAUAACAGCGCUCCAGACGAUUGAUCGCUCUUCAGCACACCAACAAAAUGCUAAAACAAACCAAUUUCACAGGCAAGCAUCAUUCAUCAUUCUCUGGUUGGGUGAAAAUGUCUUAUCAUUUGUGAUUACUUUGCAAAGCACGCAGCAUCCGCCCAAUCCCCCAGCUGGCAACUCACAACAUUAUUUCGAAAACAAACGGAAGCAAAACGCAUACUGUCAUAGUAAGGUUAAAAAAAGUAACUCACUCACUGGCAACUCAGCAGUUGGAAGAAAAUGGUUUUGGCAAGUUCAAAUUCGGGGCAAACAAAAAUACAAAAAUCGACGAAGCAGGGUGAAUGACCAUUAUGAUUUUGGGCGGCAAAAUUUUCGACAGCAUAAUGUGACGAAAAAAACAGCAAAUGGAUCAAUGGGAGCAUGGAGUUGUGUGCGUAAACGUGCGUGAGCGCAAAAUUUGCGCCAAUAUUUCGGAAAACAAAGCGGAAAAAGAAGGAUGAUAAAGCUCUAAAUUUACUAAACAAAAAAAAAACAAAAGUAUAACAUAUUCAACGUGCGAAUGACGCGAGAAUGGAAGAUUACACUGUGAGUGCGAGCACUUUAAAAACUUUAGUUACUAAGACCAGCACACACACACAAAAUGGCAGACCGAAGGAUGUGGAAAGGGCGCGAAGGUGGAAUAAUCUCAUGUAAAUAGGAGGUAACGUGGGCGAUGGGGAGUAACGGGAGCGAAAGUGGUUGGUGGUGCACAUAACGGGAAGCACACAAAGGAAUGGGAUAAUCCUUUGGCGCAACCCGUCACCGCUCACCGUCGCAAACGUCACCAUCUGAACCUCCAGUACAACAGCAAACCGUGCAAACGUGGAAGCGUAAAUUGCGAAAGCUAUAAAAUAGCUCAAAAAAGGGAGUAAAAUUUAAUGAAAUUAAAUUUUUCGGCAGUCGAGCGAGCGAGAGAGAGAGAGAAAUGGAAAGCAAUGAAGCAUACGAGAUUCCGCCUCUAUCCUCCUCCGAAUCCGGCCCCCAACCGUGAGAUUGUAGAACGAAGGGAAAACAACUACUACCGAGCGUGUACUGUGGAAGCAAAAUUUAGUCAGCGAUGUAAAUUUCUAAAAAACAAAACAAGCAAAAAAAAAACUACGAAUAGAAUGCAGUGAAAAUGUUGGCUUACGUAGAGAUGAAAUUAGCGGGUGAAAAGGACUCACCGCAAAAACAAAACAAAAAAUUAUUAACGAUCGAGAGUAGAUUGCGAACCGACAUUUUUGGAUGAAUACAAACGCGCAAGAGAGAAGAUGUUGUGACACUACUAAUGCGGCAUCAUGAAAUUUAGUUGAUAUACACACAAAACGGGUUGCACUACGCCCCCUUUUCUUUUGGCAAAUUGAUGUAGAGAGAAGAAAAAAAGCAGCUAGAGUGCAAAAUGUGGUGUGCAACGGAGCCCCCAAUAGCAAAUGGGGCGAAAUGUACAUACAUACAAAAACACACGCACGCACACACAUGAAAAAAAAACGAUGUGAAAAAUUUAAACUUUGGCGAGAAGUAAAUGCUGUAAAUUAAUAAUGUUUGGCGAAAUAAUAUGACACAAAAAGAAAAUUGUUUAAUACGUAGAAUAUAUAGCUUGACAAACAAGCAAACAAGCAAACACUAUACGACAAAAUUGAGUGCAAGCGAAAGGGUGAAAUACGACGACACCUUUCGGGCCAGAACAGAGCUAUUCCGGAAACAGUCCUGGCGCAGGUGGAACCCCGUCAUCAACGCCGGAAAGCGAGACAGUAAUUAUAAUUAUUGGUUUUGUGGCUUCCGCCCCACUGUGUAUGGAUUGAUGCUUAUUAAAGGCGCUUCUAUCUUUGGCAAACUCCCCCCUUUUUGGCAACUAUUACUGAGAAGAAAAAAAAAUCUUUAAAUAAGCGAAAUUUAGUUAGUGCAAGGUGUAAACAAAAAAAAAGAUAACAUUAAAAAAAAUAACACACGUGUUUAGGCAAUACCGAACCAAACAAAACGGUUCGUUUUUUUUGUUCAAAAUUAUUAAACAAAAAUUUGUAAGCAAAAUUCUAAAUUCAAUUCAAGAAGCGCGCGCGCGAUAUCGGGACGAAGGAUAAGCAAAUGAGGAUCGGUUUUUGGCGUUGGUGUUUCUUAUUUGCUUUCUGUUAACGCUAGUACGGAUAUACUGAUGGACGCACUUCGGGACAGGGCAGGACUUCUUUGAAGUUCGCCAAAAGGUGUGUGUCACAGCAAGGUGCAAAACUUUUAGGCAAUUAAGACAAAAUUCUGCAGUACUACAUGUUUGAACGAAAAAAAAUAACGUGUAAAGUGUGCGUGUGUGUUUAAAAGUGAGUGUGCGUUUGUUGGUUUGUUUUUUCCUUUCCAAACGAAAAACCGACAUGAUGCUUAUCGUAUUUAAAAAAGAAAAAGAAAACGGUCACCUUUUCCAAAAACUGUCAAGCGCAAAGAGGCCAUUUUAGUAAGCACUGGUUCGUAAUCUGCAAUUUGUUUCGGCUUAUAAAACGGUUUAGAUCACAGACACACAUUUGGCAAAUUACUUUGGAUAGCGUAUUUUGGCGAAACACAACAUACGAGUAUGUUUGGAUCAGUUUGUCCCCAGACACACACACACGCAGUUGAUCCGUUCUACUAUCUGCCCUGUGGGUGAGGAGGAAUGGCACCCGGUGCAAGCUUCCCGAUGCCACGGGAAUGCAUGAAGUAACAAGAAAAAGGAUUGUUUUAGUACUUGAUUAAUCGAUUGUUUGUUGUUAAAAGGACAAUUUUUUUUCUCUUUGUUAGGUUUUUCUUUUAAAGUACAGUAGCUUCCCGCUAUCGUUUUGAUAUUACGUUUAUGUGUUUGCGGACCGUUGCUUGUAAAAUCUUAUCGAGAAGCGUCACUCAGCAAAAGAAAAGGAAGUUGGAAAAGGGGCAAAUGGAGGCGCCUGGCAAAUCGUAACGAGAGGCAGCGAGCGAGCGGUAACCAUAUUUGAUAAGUGAGGAAAGUGCGGUGAGGAACGAUAAGGUAGGAAAGGAAAAAACUCAGCUAGUCACAAGUGCAACACACUCAGGUACAAUAAAAAUGUAACGAAACAUUGUAGAAUUAUUUGUAGCGUGUAUUAGAGAGACAGGGAGGGGAGCUACGGUCGAUGCGUCGCCUGUGCGGGACGACGGAACGCACGGAACCAGCAUAACCACAGCAUAGAGUCCAUGUAACACACCAGCAUAAGGAUGCGGCUCGAUAAGAUCGGUAGGAUGGAUGGAACAAAAGGGCGGUUCCGUGUUGAUUUGUGGCAUUUAGGGUUUCGUUUCAAUUUUUAGUUCGACAGUUCCUCCACACAGGCUCCACAAGAUUAACUUUGCUGUAUAAGUUGCUUUUUCUUUUGUAUUUACCUUUUUUUGUCGCAUUAGAAAUUCCUUUCCCUCCCCGAGGGAGGGGGCAGUAGAGGAUAAAGUGGAUAAGAGAAAAAGUACACACAUUUGCGAGUGGGAAAGCAACGGGCAAAAUUAACUUUAGAUUUAUAUACUAUCUGUAGCGCGUAGUGAAACGACGAUAUACUUAAAAGCCGCGUUGGGGGGUUACUCUACUGUUGUUGUGUGGACCCAUGUUUGUAACAAAUUUGUAUAAAGAAAAAACACAGCAAAUCCUUUUUGCGUCAGCGAUAAUGUUACGGAGGAGCACGUGUAAGGUGGAAAAGAGCCUGUAAAAGAGAUACGUAAAGUUAUGUUUUUUGUUUCGAUUUUUCGUCCUUGUUUGUGUUGCAAAUAUUUUCUUGCAAACAAAAAAAAAAAAAAUAAAACCGUUGAUCUUACAGAUCAAACGACCGAGAUACGAGAUACAAAACGAAACAAAGUAAACAAAAAAACAAAAGCUGCAAGUGCUGUAACGCAGUGAGCAAAAUACGACACAAGAGAUACGGAUGUUUUAAAAAUUCAAAAUUCUUCAAAAACUAAAUCAAACAAACAUACAAAAAAAUGAAGCGUACACAUUUAAACUCUUCAAUCUGCUUUAUUGGAAGCAACCAGGUUCUCGAUUAGAUUUGUGCAAGAAUCGCUUGAAACACUUGCCACAGCAACAACCCAACACAACUCAUACGGUGGAGAUGCGUAUACUUUUGGAAUACUGGUUUUUUGGAUUGCUUUUCGUACACACAACCCCUUGCAAAACUUAUCUCUACAUCAACGUAUACCAAAUAACUCAAAGGCGAAACAAGAGAGCGAGCAAGAUGGAACGCCAGCAAGGGCGGCCACUGUCACCAUCCCGGAGUGGGUUCUUCCGAUGUUUCCAACGCUAUCGACAGUAUCGAACGAGGCUACCACAGUGAAACCAUUCGAGGCUAGCACAGCGAAUGAGGCUUUCCGGAUGAGAUGAACACAACCACACAACCAAGGACCACUUAUAGGGUUAGUUUGCGCAAACUACAAAUCGCAACAGGAACCGGCAAGUCCAAUUCGCUCUGGUCUGGUGACAGUGGCGCAAACCCCCACGGCUCAGGAUAAUACGGUACCACAGCACAGUAACUGAAACGGUGUAAAUAUUUAACCCUUCUUUCCCCGUGCGUAUUGCUUGUAUCUCUGCCGAAACAGGGGGGCAAUACUGCACCGGAGAAGAGGGUGCACCACUUUGCAAUAAGCUAGUCUAAUAUAUUUUCUUUUUCAAACGCUGUAUUACACGAUGCACACGCGUUUGUGUGGCGCACACCCUGCACAGACUGGGUGGGCCUAUUUUCAAACCGUUGCUCGUCAGCAAACUGUGUAAACUGAAGGUGAACGGCACGGUAGCUUGAAGAAGGAACACCAAGUGCUCGAUUGCGUGUGUAAACGGGAGUGCGUCGCGAUGCCACGCUGUCCGUCGGGGCGCCCACAAAGCAAGUGCCGUGGAUUUUCAUGGGAGCCGAACCGAAGAGACUGUUAUUUAUUGUUACCUCAGUAGAUGUUAAUACGCGUGUGUGUGUGUGUAAUGGCGCGCAAUGCAAUAAUGUGUAGGCGAAGGAGCUAGUUUUUAUUCGUGGUUUACGAUUAUCGUUUAUUGUUUGAUUUAGUAUUUCUCCCGUGCGGGCACGUUUUCCGGGCCAUACACCGGGUGCUCAGUAACCAACUGCAAACUGCAAAACCCCAAUAGUUAUAGUCGAACACCACACACACACACAAAAGGGCACACGCGAGUAAGGUGGGCGCUAACGAGGAGACAGCGGCAUUAGAGAGACAUAAGCAUCGAGCGCAUAGUGUUCCUUCUUGAGGAGACUGGGACCAGCACCCUCAGAAAGGCCUUAUUGAAACGAAGAGAAACCAGAACAGUAGUAGCAGAUAAGUACAGUAUUCCGAAUGUUACAUAUUACGUUUAUUAAUUGUGUCGUCCGUUUUUUUUUAUCCCCCCCGACGUCUGUGAUCCUGUGUCCCCAUGUUUUGAGCUGCUCGCUUUCGGUAACGAGCGCGAAGAAGCGAUAAUAAGGGAUGACAUUUCGCGACAUUCGGAGGUGGACAUCAGAACGGAUCAGUUUCAAAGUACACAGAGUUGACACGGUAUAACGGAUGUAUACCACUUUAAAGAUAUAUACACGAAGUAAUAUAGCAACGAUGAACUGUGAAAUAGAACCGGCCCGACCGGUCAGCAAAAGCAAAGCGUCAAACCAAUCGAACACAGAUAUUGCAGCAAGAGCGUUUACCAACACACGAUAGCAAACAGCAGAUUAUUUAUUUAUUUAACUAACCAAUCCCUCUGUAUACCGACCUUCGAUUACUGUUGCGACCCGAUUUACCCGAUGGGGUUGUAACGUUUUUGUUUUAAGUUUGCAUUAGAGCAACACCCGCGAAAACACACAAAACCGGCCGGUUGUGCCAGCAAUAAUCAAUAGCAACUUAAUUUCGAAGUACGAGAAUUACUAUUUACAGCUGUAUAACAUGGAAACGGGAAAAAAAUAACAUAGACUAUACAGAGAAGCUCGCAGGAUAGCAGGAUUCAGGAACAGCAGUACCCUUUUACAGUACUGGAACGCACGUACGGGCCGUGAAAAACGGUGCCGACCGUUGCCACAAUUGGUUCGCACUAGCAUUCUUUGCCGAGUUGUGUUAUAUUUGCCUCAAGAGUAAGUCCAUUAGUUGAAUUUUUUAACACUCAGCACUAGCAUUGUUCAUCGAUGAAGAGGAGAAGGCAGAAGUGGGGAGAAUGUUAAACAGAGGACGAGCAGCGAUACUCUAUCGGAUUCUUGCAUCGGCUCACCAAUUUCACGUUCAAAACAGCAAUCAAGAAACAAAACUAGCGUAUCAUUUUGCGGAAAACACACGAAAAAGAUCUGAAUCACCGGCUUGAAAGUCCACAAGAGACGCAAAUCGCUUAGAACAAGAGAUUCAUGCUUUGCUUUAAGUCCAAAUCAACACACACACAGACACAGAAACAAAAAAGGGCAGACAGUUUCAUGCACCAACUGGACUAUUUUUUUAAAAUAGUGUAAGAAGCAAUACAACAUAACCGAGCACAGCCAUCUUGGCUUCUCCCCUUGCGUUGCGUACAUUACUGCGACCGAUGAUGUAAAUUGUGCUCGACGUGGUGCAACACAAAUCCCACUCAAAUCCCACCGUUUUAACGUUUAAAGUAAUCAUCUAGCGUUUAUGAAACUAGUUUAAAAACACCGGUCUUACGUUUCCUCCUCCGUUCGUAUGCACUUGCAAGGGAGCAUGAAUUUUUAACUUUUACUUCCAACCAACCAAGCGUCAAAAUUAUUCAAACACAGCACAGGAGAUCGAACAGACAGAAAACCGGAGCAGAAAGGGCGCAACAAACACCAAUUGCUUCCUUUCCGUUCCGUUGGGCAAUCAACACAAUUCGUUUCGGCUUAAAUGUAAAUGUACGUGCUUUUUUCAUUGUCAAAAUUUAAUUAUAGCAAACUAGCGCAUGUGCGUUACACACGGUAUCCUUACUAGUUUGAUAAUAACGUUGGAUAUAAUGUUUGGGUUUUGGGUUUUUUGGUUCUAAAUUUUUUUUGUAAUAAGAAAAAAAAAACAACGUAAAACAAGCGCAAAAUGAAUGCAACAUAAAAGGAAAAUAAUGAAGAAGAAAAAAAAACAAACAAGCUUUGGAGAAAAUCACAUUCAAACACUACAUUAACAUAAACUGUAUACAUAGUAUCGAAGAAGGAAAAAAGGGGUGCGAAAGUAAGAGAGAGAGAGAGAGAGAGAGAGAGAGAGAGAGAGAGCGAGAGAGCAACAAACGUAUCAGCCUCGAUGUCAAACAUCGUCAGAAGGUGAAACAAGAAUGGUUUAAUCGUAUAACACUCACAUAGUUACCAGCUUAUAAGUUUCCCUGCGAUUAGGAUCACAUCCGGUUCACAGAAGGUGGGGGUGGUGAAAACCCCCCUAGAUGUUAACGUUUUAAUUUAAGCUGUCCGCUUACCAAGCCGUGAGCCACCCGCGACUUGUGCCCUUCAUACACACCGGCGAUCGCAUUUGGUCUCCGAUUGGGUCUCGAGGGUCAAAGGCAAGGCAAAAUGUCGCAUAAGAGCAUGGGAGCGGACAUACAGCACACUACCUUGGUUAUUAUUAUUACUAUCAGGUUCGUUUUGUUUUUUAAGUUACGCAACUAGGCACGGUAUGUAUUUUGGUUUAAACAUGAUUGCGGAUUAAUAGUUGGAUUAGCUUUCGUAAGCUGUGUUUAGUGUGUACACUGUCCUCCUGUACGCGUAAGCUACAAUCAGUAAGCAUCUGAUAAAAAAUGUGUUAAAGUGUAAAAACAAAAAAAUCAUAGACCAUAGAAUUAAUGCGUUUAAGGUGCGCUGCGAAUAUAAAGCAAAACAAGAAAACGUCUACUAAAAAGCAACCAACAACAACAAACACAAAAAGGGGGGAAAACCGUUUGUGUUUCCAUUUCUUCCUCCUUUUCGUCGCCUUUGUACAACUGUCAACGAUCGCGUGUAUCGUAGUGUAUCGCCUUUGGAGCAAAGCGUGUGUGUUUUUUUUUAUAACGUUAUGAAAAGAUAUGGAUGAUAUAUGGAAGAAAAACACGGGAAAAAAAUGGAAACAGAAAACCGUCAACACGAAUAAAACUCAAUUUUUCGUAUAUUAUUUUGUUUUUUUUUUCUUUCGUAUUUUUCGUUGUUAAAAACAUUUAUAAGUUUGGAUGACAUAUGUAUAUGUUAGUUUUAAAUUACUUUUAAUAUUAUUUUUUCUAUUUAAAGGUGAGUAUGAUUUUAAUUUUAUAAUUUAAUUAUCAUUUAUUUUUUAUCCUUUUUUUUCUACACACCGCAGCUUCCUGACGGAGUUUGACAUCGUGCUAAUAAAACGUUGCUCUCGCACCCGAAUCAGAGACCUACAACAACGCACAAGCGAUAAACUCCUAAGCUAGAAGCUUAACACCUCACCGAUAGGGGCAAGAAAAAACUUCAACAACUUACUCUAAUUCAAAGUGAAAACCGUCCAAAGCCCCAAAUGCGAAAGAUCAAAAUGUGAACGCAAUCCGUUUGCAAAAAGCGUUUAUGUUAAUUUUGGUUGCUAUUUGCUUUCCAGCGCUACAACAAGACGAUGGGUGAACAAAAAUUAAACCACUUCUGUUUAAACAACAACAACAAAAAACCUUCAAAACUUUCCCAACAACCCAACAGAGUCUCUACAACCCUAUACAAAUACACACCUAACAUAAGAACGGUUUGGAGCGAAAGGAGAAAAUAAAAAUAAAAACACGUAAAAAUUUACUCAUAUUAUACCAGUCAAAAUUGUAAUACAACACUCUUAACUUUAGAACAAACAAAACGAGGAAAAAAAGAAAUCGUAUAAAUAUUAGAUCUAAAAGCAUAGAAAGAGUAAGGUAUUUCGGCACGUUUCUUACUCUUAGCCGCAGGAAGGGGAGAGGGAAACAAAAUUGUAAAACGAUAAACUUUAGGCAUGUUUGUGUGUGUGUAUGUAUGUAUAACCCGGUGGCGUUAGGUGUAUACUUGUGCAAAUGAUCUAAAACUCACCCAACCUAAACUAGGUUAUGCGCUGUAUGUUCACUACCGCACACAGCAACAACAAGAAAGAAGAGACAAAAACAACCUUCAAUAAGUGAAUGCCCAAAUGCAAAGUUUGGUGGUGCGAAUUUUGGAAUAAACAUUUUAAUUUGUAUCGUACUCUAUUAGAAGGGCGCAACUUUUUAGGCAACUAGCGGAGUAUAUAUUUUAGGCAGGAUAAUGAGGGCGUAGAUGUGGGAAAUUAAGAAAAUUAAAAUUAAAAAACAAAAAACGAAAGCAACUAUAUGAGCAUAUGAGGCGAAUGGGCCGAUGGACGGGGUACUAUCAUCAUCGUCGCCGGGCCUUUUCGAUGAAGGAUUUUUCCAGCCCCGGAAAGGAAAAACGAACUCUUCUAGGACAACUCUUGAAAAGCUAUACCAUUACAUACAUCUGCAGCAGCAGCAGAAGCAAAAAAAACACACUCAUUCACAUACAACCAGUGUGAGAAAGCAGCUGGGUGCUUCUUAGAGGAGGUUAUCCCCGUGAAAUACGCUGUAGAAAAUACGAAAUAAGACCAGACCAGUGUUAAUGUAUCCCUCGUUGGGCGGAUACAUUCCGCUGACGAUACGACGAUGAGAGGAUUUAAAAUUAUAUACCUAUAUAUGAUAUAUACAUAUACAUAUACACAUACUUCACGAGAGAUACGAAUCAGAAAUAUAUUAAGGAGGAGAGCAAAACGUGGGGCGAAAAUUCUGAAGAGAGAGAGAGAGAGAGAGAACCACAGCAAAGUUCAUGAUAUUGAUGGUGAAUAGUUCAAAAUUCGUGGCGGUAUACCAAAUUUAAAAAAAAAAAAAUGCAUUCUAGAGCGUACACUAUACGAUUUUAGAGUUGAGGAUCAAAAUUCGAAAUUUGCAUCGUGUGUGUUUAUUUCGUGUGCAAAAUGUGAGUAGAGAGCAGUGCGGCGAGUUUAGGCGGUAAAUAAGGGUAACAAAAAAAAAAGAAGAAGUGAAAAAUAUUGUAUUUAAAAUUAUUCCCUAGAUGUGUUGGUGUAGUUCAAACAAAACCGUGAGCAAUCAAAGUGAGAGGAAAAAUGUUCAGAUAGGGGAAGGGGGUAGGAAAACACGUGAGACAACCUUUUUUCUAACACCGUACUUCACAAUUACACACCAUUCCUGUAAGAACUGUUUCGGAUUUCUCACACAACAACCAAAAACACAAACACACACACACAUCAUCACCCUUACUAAUUGACACCACAUCUCACCAGACGCUUUUCAUUGUGUAGAGCUCCAAACCCUAGCAACACACGUAGACAAAACGAUGUUAUAGCUGCUGAAUGGCACCAUAAUCGAAUACAAAAAGUACAAACUUGUUUAGGAACAAAAAGGAUGCUUCUGCCAGUCAGAGGAUCAUUCAGAUGCAAAAAAGAAAACAAAGCAAAACAAAUAAGUAAAUGAAAGGACGAGAGUUAUAUUAAGCAUAAGUAAAGAAAAAGCAGUAAAGCACAAAAAAUGUACCAACAAACAACAAUAGACACACAAAUGUUUAAGUAAGAGAACUAUUCCACUCAAAAAAGAAACGUGUUAACCACUUUCACAUACAAUCAUCCCCUCAAAAAAAAAAAAUAAUAAGGCGAAAAGCAAAGGAAACGAUACAACUAAAACGACAAGCAAAUAGUUCAAAAUCAAACGAAAUAAGCGAAAACAAAAACGAAACAUAACACACAUACUUUUCGGAAGUACAAAAUUUCAGGGUUCAAAUUAAGAGAAGCUAAUAACAACAUUAGUCAGUAAAGAUCGCAACAACAAAAAAAAAACAAAACGAAAGAGUUCAAGUAACUGUAACAAACAUAAAAGAAAACAAAAGAUGAAGUUAAUAUAGACAAAAGGAAGAAGGGCAGAAGCACACGCAAGUAAGAGAGUAAACCGACAAAGUACAUUUACCCUAAAUGUAAGUUAUUUGUAAUUAACAAAAACAAAAACAAAAACCUGAUGAACUGUAAAAUUUGCUGUUGGUAAUAGAAAACAAGUCUAUGUGUGCAGGGUGAGAAAGUGAGGUCUGUGAAAGUGGUCAAAAAGGGGAAAUCUCAUAGAACGAAGACACGAAACGUAUCAAGCAGCGUGAGGAACCGAUAGAACGAAAAAAGCAAAAACCAUAAAAGAAAAA
This is a messenger RNA of Anopheles stephensi (Asian malaria mosquito), 20927 nucleotides long. RefSeq names its product zinc finger protein chinmo (gene chinmo). Bases 3494 to 5062 code for a protein of 522 amino acids. Gene Ontology annotation, molecular function: protein binding. The record is from RefSeq and is a predicted model, not a curated record. The transcript has 9 exons. Lineage: Eukaryota; Metazoa; Arthropoda; Insecta; Diptera; Culicidae. Gene Ontology annotation, biological process: regulation of transcription by RNA polymerase II. Gene Ontology annotation, cellular component: nucleus.